Messenger RNA from Ostrea edulis (European flat oyster), 1310 nucleotides. RefSeq names its product DNA damage-regulated autophagy modulator protein 2-like. The transcript is spliced from 7 exons. NCBI's taxonomy places the organism in Eukaryota, Metazoa, Mollusca, Bivalvia, Ostreida, Ostreidae. The record is from RefSeq and is a predicted model, not a curated record. The coding region runs from base 355 to 1089 and encodes 244 amino acids.
AUCAAUGUCCAACUUUCUAUGUAUGAAAUAUGUGAUACACGUAUUUACCUUUCAAACACGUGAAUGUGUGUAAAAUACCUUAUCUACCUAGACGUCCUGCUAAUGUGACCUGCUAGCUCGGUAAAACCUGUGCACAUGAAUUUUACUGGUAGAGUUACUUAACUUUACAUAGUGUGAAUGAAAUUUCAGAGAUAAAUUUAGAAAUGAUUCACAGAGCUAUGAGCUUUCACGUGCAAGUAGUAAAUAUUGGCGAGGAAGAAGUUUUGUAUAAAACUUUGAACACCAUAGUGGAAGUUGAAUAUUGUCCGAAUUCAUUCAGCUAAAGACACUUGAACGUAUAUUUAACCACUCGAGAUGUGCAACGGAUUACACAUAUUUCCUAUUUGUGUUGUUCUCGUGUCGUUGACAACGUUUUGUGUGACCUACAUUUUGUCUGUAUGGAGGAAGGACGUAAAUCCGGUUCUGCCGUACAUCAGUGACACCGGGACUACACCGUACGAGAGCUGUUUAUUCAGUUUCUUCCUCAAUCUGUCCGCUAUUGGGGCCUUUUGCACGAUGUACAUUCGGUAUCGCUGGGUACGACUGGUGUCUCAUGAGGAGAGGUCCCUCCGCUGUUAUAAUAUUUUGGGUCUGCUUUUGGGUUGGUUGUCAGCUCUUGGUCUAGGAUUGGUCGCCAACUUCCAGGAAACGAACUUGAAGGGUGUUCACAUGACCGGAGCGGCGAUGACGAUUGGAUGCGGUAUCCUGUACAUGUAUCUGCAGACCGUCCUAUCAUACAAGAUGGCCGACACUUUGUCCUUAAGCCGAGUACGACUACUGAUGGCCAUUUUCUGUACCCUCACAGCGACUUCCUUCUUGAUCGCCACAGUUGUUGCUAAAUCUCUACGUUCUUCCACUACAGACACGUUACACUGGGAAACGUCAGAGAAGGGUUACGCGGCACACGUGACCGCGGCUGUGAGCGAAUGGCUGACGUGUAUUGUGUUCCUGCUCUUCUUCACAACGUUUGUUCAGGAUUUCAAAAGGACGACUGCUUCUUUGUCAUUUCAUAUAAACACGAUAGCAGAAGGCGAAGGAAUUAAGGUCUGAACUAGCUUUUAGUUUUCCGUUUCUCUCUUGUUUUUUGUUUGUUUGCUUGUAAGAAGGAAUAUUGACAUUAUAUAUCUGUUGUGGUGUAUCAGAAUAGUGCUGCUUUAUUUUUGUAACUUGAAACAGUAUUUUAUUUACUUUGUACAAAGUUGUUUUUAUACAUUUGUAAAAUGUUUUACCAUGCUAUUGUUGAAAAAUAAAUAUACUUUUUAUGAUUGAAA